Messenger RNA from Gambusia affinis (western mosquitofish), 4888 nucleotides. RefSeq names its product leptin receptor (gene lepr). Gene Ontology annotation, cellular component: external side of plasma membrane. The coding region runs from base 184 to 2667 and encodes 827 amino acids. The transcript has 20 exons. Gene Ontology annotation, biological process: cytokine-mediated signaling pathway. Gene Ontology annotation, molecular function: cytokine receptor activity; protein binding. The record is from RefSeq and is a predicted model, not a curated record. Lineage: Eukaryota; Metazoa; Chordata; Actinopteri; Cyprinodontiformes; Poeciliidae.
CCCUGUUCAACACGUCAACCAAACAGCACUUGCUGCGUGGUAACUUUUUUCGCAUUGAGCUCUUUAUCUGUCAGCGGGGCGUGAGCUGUGGCUGCAGCGCGGCGGAUUUAACUCACCCGGCUGAUCUUGGCAAAAAGAAAAUCUUCAUGAAGCUUCCCAGCAAUUAAGACGACUUGGUCCGUAAUGUUGACAGUCCUGGUUCACGUGCUCCUGAUGCUGCUUGCUGUUCAGUGUUUGCGACCUGGAGCUCCCGUUCAUUCAGGCGCCCUGGAUGUCCCCUGGCAGGAUGAGGUGUGCUGUGACUCACCUACUGCUAACGGUUAUAUAGAAGAAGGGUCUGAUUUAAACCUCCCACAGUCUCCACGCUGCAAAUUUAGGAGCUCCUCAGCUGAAUCAAAACCUCUAGUGUCUCUAGGCGGCACCUGUUUGGACAUACUGUGCAGAUUUGAUGAAUCCUGGUCAAAUUUAACUUGUGAUCUUAAGUCCAGUGGCCUGUCAUCUGGUAUAAUGAAGCCCAGUCGUAUGGCAGUCAGCCUCCAGCAGAUCUCUGCAGAAAACGACACAGAUUACAAUGUGUCUGAACAUCAGGUUGUGUGUGAUGCAGAGGACUCAUUCAUGUGCUCAAUUCAUCUCAGUUCAACAACAAUCUUUGCUGUUCGGCUAACGGUCAAUGUCUCCAGUGUUUUGGCUCCACCGGUUUUGCUGAGAAUUUCUCCCAGAUCUGUGAAACCAAGUCCCCCAUUCAACCUGUCACACAUUCAGACUGUGGAGGGAGAUCUCAUUCUCAGGUGGAAAGAGCCAUUAGACUUUAGUGAUAAUUUACUGGCCUAUGAAAUCCGGUAUUCCCACGAAAAUACCAACAAGAACACCCACAAAAACUGGCAGGUGGUGUCUGCACUUGAAAAGCUCAAUGUUUCACUGGAUUUGAAACCCUUACUGAAGUACACCGUCCAGGUCCGCUGCACCACCCAAACUCAGCCUGUUCUGUGGAGCGACUGGAGCAACCCCUACCAUAUCUACCUGAACAAUGUGAGCUACAUCCCUCAAAAGUUAGUGGCCCGAGCCGGUGAUAAUGUAACGGUUUAUUGUGUGCUAAACGGUCAGAGCGCCAACGCAAAUAUGGCCAUGUGGUCCCUCAACCGAAUGGUGCCGCUUGAUCCCAGUUUGUAUCAUCCUGUCAACCAGCGGGUCAGCCAGAUCACAUUCACAGCUUCAGAGACUGGGUUGUAUGACCUACUGACCUGCACACAGGAGUGGAAUAUUCCUUAUAGCAAGAUCUAUGUGGAAGGAGGAUUCAUCAACAUCACAUGUGUAACCAAUGGUGACAUUGACACUAUGACCUGCAGAUGGGAGAAUAAAGAGUGGGAAAUAGUCAAAUUGCGGUCCAAGAGUGCGGAGAUGUCAUGUGAUGAGAUGGAAGAAAGGGUGAGAAGUGGUGAGGACGUUGGUGAGAUGGGACAUGAAUGCAUGCCAAUCAAAUCUACAGAGAAGGUCUGCACUUUCCACCCUUUGAAGAUGAAUUGCUACAAACUGUGGCUUGAAUUGCAUACCCGCCUCGGUCUCAUCAGGUGCAAACCUGUCUACGUGUCACCCAUAAAUCAUGUAAAACCUUACCCUCCCACUGAUGUGAUGGCAGUGAGCCGGAGCGGUGGGAUCUUGAGGGUAACUUGGAAACCGCCUUCUCUGCCGGUCGAAGGCCUGCAGUGUCAGUUUCGGUAUUACUUACUCGGGGUUUUAGAGAAAUGGAAGUUUGAGAAGCCUGUGUGGGUUCCCUGGGCCGAGGUUGAGGUACCAGACAUGUGCCAGAUCUACGUGGUUCAAGCACGCUGCAUGCACACAAGUGGGAUCGGAUACUGGAGUGACUGGAGUGAGUCUGUCCACUCCACCGCUCAAAACAGCAGAGCUCCUGAACGGGGGCCUGAUUUCUGGAGAAUACGUCAAGAUGACCCGUACAGAAACCAGUCUAACAUCACUCUGUUGUUUGAGUCUUUCUCAGCAAAUUGGAAUACCUACUGUGUGGAUGGAUUUAUGGUCCAGCACCAGGCCUCGAAUGGAUCAGUGCUGAGGAGGCAGAUUGAUAUGGUGUCCUCCUACAGCUUUGAGUGGAAUCAGGAGCUCCACAUUGUGACUGUGGAAGCCUACAAUAUUCUGGGGAGCUCUGUUAACAACGUCAACAUGACGCUGGAGAAACAACCUAAACGCCGCUGUGUGCAUUCAUUCCACGUUUUGGUUAUAAACAGCACUUGUGUAUCUCUGUCCUGGAGCCUGUUGCAUAUCAGCUCUGUCCCUCUCUUCAUGGUGGUUCAGUGGUUCCCAAGGAAGCAGCAGGACUUUGAAGACUUUGGUCUAAGUGGAAAAACGUGGGCCAAACUGUCCUACACCGAACCUCCUACCCAGUUACGAGGAGAUUUCUUUAGCUCAGAGGAGUAUGCCUUCCACUUGUUCCCUGUGUUUGCUGAUGGAGAAGGAGAACCAGUAGUUACAAUAGUUAAGACAGGAAAUCCUCCAGCUUACAUGAUGCUGAUGUUCAUCUCCCUCCUUUGCAUUGCCGUGUUUGUGACCCUGAUUCUCUCCCAAAACCAGAUGAAAAAAUUUGUGUGGAAAGAUGUUCCAAACCCGAACAAGUGCUCAUGGGCAAAAGGACUAGACUUUAAAACGCUCCUCUGAAAAGGUCACCAAACACGGACUUCUUUGGAAAGCCAGCAGCAGCAUAAAAAGAGAUCUGCUUGGACUUGGCGGACUGAACCCCUGUAAAAAUCACAGCCUUUUGAACACUUGAUGAAAAGUGGCUGAUAAAGAUAAACACGCUUUUAAAUUAUAUCAUUAUCGUCACUGUUAUCAUUAAUAUCAGUAUUAUGAUGAUUUAGAGUCCUAGAAUAUGUUGCACAAGGUGAGUGGCUUUGCCAUAUUCCUUGCAGUUUAUUUAUUUCUUAGUUUCUUCACUCCUGUAGCUGACACAGCUGCUAAGAGUGCCAUUUUUUUUAUGCUGUCCAGCUGGAAGAAUUUUUGCAGUUACUUUUUUAUUUUUGGGCAAUUGUUCUGAUUCAUUACCAUAGUAAUGAGGGACUGUUUAUAACAGGUGGAUAUUUAUUGACACCUUAAAAGUUUAGACAGACAAAGUAUCAGGAAAACACCAAUGGAUGUUUGAUGAUCGUAUCCCUAUCUCCCAACGGCUUUCUGUCUUGCUUUUGAGAGCGGUAGUAAAAGCAAAGGAUUGGUAUUAGCAAUGCUUGUCAACAACUAGUUGUGAAAUCUACUGUAUAAUAUUGUCUAUGCAGGAUGGAUAUUGAAUUGUUAAUCUUUGAUUUUCACCAAUUAUAAAAUUCCAAGUGCAUUUUCUAGGAUUGUGUUAGCAACAGUAUACAAUACCAGUUCUGCUUGUGGUGUCAUCAGCUCUGGGUUUUUAAGAAAGAGACACAACACCCUCAUACAUAUGUAGCAAUAACUGAAGAUUUAAACUAUUGAUUCCUCUCUGUUGACACUUUGUCAACUGAUCUACUAGGGAAAACAAAUUGAAUUUGCUUUUUGGACAUUUUCAUGAUCAUUAUAUCUUAGUUGAAAAAUGGCUUAUUGGUAAAGCAUACCAUAAACUUGUGUUUCUAUGUAUAAACUUUUCAUUGAGAUUUUUAUCAUUUUUUCACUUCCUGUGAAAAGAUGAUCACAGGAAGUUGACGAAGCUCAGCUUGGUUGUUUUGAUGCCACAAACACGGAUGCGUUCUGCCAGCCACAUGGAGACUGGGUGUACUUGUAAACUUCAUUGUGGACAAUUCCAUCGCUACAGUAAUGGAAAAUUUAACUUUGUAGUUUCUUAUAUGCACGUAAAAGUUAAUUACUAGGUAAAAUAGAACAGAAUGUGUCUGUUAGACAUUACCAAAGUGGUGCAACUUGCUUUAGCUCUUAGUACGUUGAGGUCAUCUUAAGGAGUCGGAAAAGGAUGAGUGGUUUCAAAAACAGAGUAUAAAUUUUGUGUCUGCCUGCAAGCAGCCAGAGCUCUGAAGAACCUUCCUUGUUAUGACAAGAUUUAAUAAAACUCUCGAAGACAAAAGGAUUCAGUUCUCCUCAGCCCUAUUAACAUAAAACUCCAUAACACAUAGGUCAACAGUGAGAUGGUUUCUCAAUAACAAACCUUGUGACCCAUAGGAAAUGCUUACCUAGUGAGGGAGACGAGGAAUCUUUGAAGAGCAUUCAAAGGCAACUUAUAAUAAAAAUUAGAGACAGCAAGCAUGGAGGAAAAUUUCCAGCAGAACAAUGUACAAGAUCUGUACAUUGUACAGCUCCUUCUUCAGAGGUGAAGAAGGAGCUGCAAGCAGAGAAAAUAUCAGCUUGACAGAAGUCUGGACAGACUGAUGCAUUCUUUGAAAGGUUCAGUUUAGGAACACACUCACCAUCCUGCUGGCCUGGCGACACCAAAACAGACUAACUUUAUCAACAAUGUUCUUGUCACAAAUGAAAUGACUUAUUUUUAUGAAACCUGCUUCUUAACCAUUAUUGUGAGUGAGAAAGAGAGAGAGAAAUAAUAAUUUUUAUUUUUACAUUUCUAAAUAUUACUUCUUUAUUCCUACCUAAAAUACUUAUAAUUGACAAUUUUAUAUCUUCCUUACUGGUUAGAAUGUGUCUCCAAAUUUUUAUUGGAUGUGUGUCCAGGUUUUAAUACAACUUUUUCUAUUAUUGUGGAGAACAGUGUGAUAGAAAAUACACUUAAAUACAUUUAAAAAACAUAUGCUUCAGUUGCUGAAGCUAAUCUACCACACCUGAGUUGCAUGGAUUUUAACCCUGUGUUUUACUUGAGUUGUUGUAGUACUGCGUACAUCUCAAACAAGUUUAGCUAUGAAAUGUAAAAUAUCUUUCUCUUACUAAAGUGCACUUACUACUAUUUAUUAUUACUUAU